AUGCAGCAACCAAUAGUCGGCAUGCAAAAUCCCUUCCCUCAAUUUGGAAAUGGCCAAGGUGGACCCUGCAUAUGUUCACUCGGCGGUCCUAGCCUGCCAAAUUUCCUCCCACCCCAGCAACCUUCAUUCAUCGGUAUGCUGAAUAUGGGCGGUCAAGGACCGCUAUUUGGACUUGAGCAACAUCAUAUGCUGUACCCACCCCAGGUUAUUCCCGGUGGGCAAUUUAUUCAGCUUCAACCUGUACAUAUAGUCAUUCAGCCUCAACCUAUACAGCCAGUCACUCAGCCUCAGCCUGUACAGCCAGUCACUCAGCCAGUCACUCAGCCUCAACCUAUACAGCCAGUCACUCAGCCUCAGCCUGUACAGCCAGUCACUCAGCCAGUCACUCAGCCUCAACCUAUACAGCCAGUCACUCAGCCUCAACCUAUACAGCCAGUCAUUCAGCCUCAGCCUGUACAGCCAGUCACUCAGCCAGUCACUCAGCCUCAACCUAUACAGCCAGUCACUCAGCCUCAACCUAUACAGCCAGUUAUUCUGCCUCAACCUGUACAGCCACAGGUUUGUAGUAUUUGUCCUCAGGGACCUGCUGGUCCACAAGGGCCACAGGGGUCUCCAGGGCCGCAGGGACAAGUGGGUGCUCAGGGGCAGCAAGGGCCUCAAGGGAAGCAGGGUGAUCAGGGUGUCAGGGGUCCCCCUGGUGCUGAUGGAAAACAGGGCCCUGUUGGGCUCCCUUGUACUUCAGGGUGUGCAAAGCCAGAUUCAGGGAAAGAUCAAGGCCUACAUCCUGGAGGAAUCGCCAAAGGAGAUGGUGCAAAGUUUCAAGAGACUGUACCUCCUACGAGCGGCAACGGAAUUGCCGAUGGGAAUGGCGCAAAUUUCGAUCAAAAUCUGCCCACCCCCGCUGUCCAAAAUGGAAUUGCCAAUGGCAAGGAUCCAGCACUUGGGAACUCUAUACCUCCAGUGGCAGAAAACGGAAUCGCCAGCGGAGAUGAUGCAAAGUACGAUGACAAUGUGCCAAAGCCUAGUGACCAGACAGGUAUUGCCCAAGGGGAGGGUGCAAACCUCGAAGAUACUGUGCCUAAGCCAGUGGUCAAUUGA
Messenger RNA from Penicillium samsonianum, 1098 nucleotides. RefSeq lists its product as uncharacterized. The transcript has a single exon. The record is from RefSeq and is a predicted model, not a curated record. Bases 1 to 1098 code for a protein of 365 amino acids. NCBI's taxonomy places the organism in Eukaryota, Fungi, Ascomycota, Eurotiomycetes, Eurotiales, Aspergillaceae.